ACCCCCCCAAUGCCGCGGGGGGUGCGGACGUCACCCCUGGGGGCACGGGAGGUGGCGGGUGCCCCCUACACCCUACGGGUGCUCCAGGAGGGCUACUGCUCCCCCCAGCCCGACGGCACCUUCCGCGCCGACGGCUCCGUCACCCUCGUCUGGGGGGGCCCCGUCACCGCCUUGGUGGACACGGGGGGUCCUUGGGACCGCCAGCGUCUCCUCGACCUCUUGGCCGAGCAAGGGCUGUCGCCAAACGACGUCACCCACGUCGUCUGCACCCACGGUCACUCCGACCACGUGGGGAACAUCAACCUCUUCCCUACGGCCACCUUGUUGGUGGGCCUUGACCUGAGUCGGGGUGACGGGUGCUACCUGCCCCACGACUUGGCGAAGGGGCGUCCCUACGUCCUCCACCCCGGUCACCUCGAGGUGAUGGCCACCCCGGGUCAUACGAUCGACCACGUCAGCGUGGUGGUACAUGACACCUCCCUGGGGACCGUGGUGGUGGCCGGGGACUUGUUCGAGAGGGAGGAAGAUGAGGAAGAGUGGAGGGCGUCGAGCGAAGACCCGGCGAGGCAGGAGCAAAGCCGUCGACGGGUGAUGGCCAUGGCCGACGUCAUCGUGCCCGGUCACGGACCGCCCUUCCGGGUCUUCAGGGAGCGGGGGGACGGGAAAGUCCCUUGGGAGGAGGAGGAUGAGGGGACUGCUGCCACUAGAGAUGGUCCCAAGGGACACGGGGACAACCCCAGGGGAGAUGUGACCCCUGGAGAUGUCCCUGAAGAGGAGGGGAACGGGACUGGAAAUGAUCCCAGGCCGUGAGAGACGCCCUGGGGACAUCCCUUGGGGGAGGAGGAGACCCAGGGACGUCCCAGAGGGAGACAAGACCUCCGUGAAGAUGUCCUCAAGGGAAGAACAUGUUUUUCGGGAUGUUGCCAGGACGGAAGAGCCCCGGAGGGUGUCCUCAAGGCUUUGAAGACCCCAUGAGAUGUCCCUGAGGCACAGGAGCACCGUGGGGACAUCUCCAAAUGUGAAAUAAAGCCCAUGACCAUCCCCUGGUGCCGUGUCUUUGUGGGGUAACGAGGAUGCUAGCGAGCUGGGUGAUACUGGUGUCCCCCACCAGU
Messenger RNA from Haliaeetus leucocephalus (bald eagle), 1112 nucleotides. It is a transcript of the gene MBLAC1, whose product is annotated as metallo-beta-lactamase domain containing 1. NCBI's taxonomy places the organism in Eukaryota, Metazoa, Chordata, Aves, Accipitriformes, Accipitridae. The record is from RefSeq and is a predicted model, not a curated record. The transcript has a single exon. The coding region runs from base 10 to 810 and encodes 266 amino acids.